AUUUUUUUUUAAUUAUCUAUCUUAGUCAAAAAAAAAAGAAAAUCCCAAAAAACGUUCACAUCGAAAAUAACAUUUACAGGGACAAACAAACUCAUCACCUUUCCUAUCUCUCUCUAUCUCUGCAGUCGUAAAAUACUCUCUACUGUUUUUGCUUCGCUUAUUUAACGAUUCCUCUUUCUAGAUCUUACUCUUCUGGAGUUGUCAUUGCUAUUUUCUUUUUCGGUUUUAUUAUCUAAGUAAAGGCGUGUAUGAUAGCGUGCCUGCUACUUAUCCUCCCACAAGGAACGGAGAAUCCUGCUGUUGCUUUUGUUGAGUUAGAAAGCAAUCCGAACACUCCCUAAUUCAACUUUCAGAUUAGCUCAAUCUUUUCUCUGCGGCCUUCCUUUUACUUUUCCGUUUUGGGACGAAACUUAAAAGCCAUUGCGGUUAGAGCAGGAACAUUGAAUUUCUAGUCACGGGUAUCUUUAGAUGGCGACACUUGGGGAUAUAGGAGUUUCGGCUGCAGUAAAUCUUCUGAGUGCAUUUAUUUUCCUUUUAGCAUUUGCAAUUUUAAGGUUGCAGCCCUUCAACGAUAGGGUUUACUUCCCAAAAUGGUAUCUCAAGGGCUUAAGAGAGAGUCCUACGCACUCAGGAGCGUUUGUGAGGAGGUUUGUCAAUUUAGAUUAUAGGGCGUAUCUGAGAUUUUUAAAUUGGAUGCCUCAAGCACUAAAAAUGCCAGAGCCUGAGCUUAUAGAACAUGCGGGUUUGGAUUCUGCUGUUUACUUGCGCAUUUACUUGAUUGGACUAAAGAUUUUUGUUCCUAUUGCGUUCCUUGCUUGGGCUAUCUUGGUUCCAGUUAAUUGGACAAAUAGUACGUUGGAGUUAGCUAAGCUGAGUAAUGUUACUUCCAGUGACAUUGACAAGCUUUCAAUUUCAAAUAUCCCACUUGGAUCACAAAGAUUCUGGACACAUAUAGUGAUGGCUUAUGCCUUUACUUUUUGGACAUGCUAUGUGUUAAUGAAGGAAUAUGAGAAAGUAGCUACAAUGCGGUUGCAGUUUCUUGCCUCAGAAAGACGUCGUCCAGAUCAAUUUACAGUCCUUGUGAGGAAUGUACCACCAGAUCCUGAUGAAUCCGUUAGUGAGCUUGUGGAACACUUUUUUCUGGUCAAUCAUCCAGAUACCUAUCUUACGCACCAGGUGGUCUAUAAUGCAAACAAACUAGCCAAAUUGGUCAAAAAGAAGAAAAAAAUGCAGAACUGGCUUGACUACUACCAACUUAAGUAUUCUAGGAAUCAAUCACAUAGGCCUUUCAUGAAGACUGGUUUUCUCGGGCUUUGGGGGAAAAAAGUGGAUGCAAUUGAUCACUACACAUCGGAGAUUGAGAAAUUAAGAAAAGAAAUAGCAGAAGAGAAGGAAAGGGUAAAAAAGGAUCCAAAGGUUAUCAUGCCGGCAGCAUUUGUUUCAUUCAAAAGUCGAUGGGGUGCAGCUGUUUGUGCACAAACUCAACAAUCAAGAAAUCCAACUUUGUGGUUAACAGAGUGGGCUCCGGAGCCACGUGAUGUGUAUUGGCAAAAUCUAGCCAUACCAUAUGUUGAGCUCACAAUUAGGAGGUUGAUAAUGGGUGUUGCUUUCUUUUUCCUUACCUUCUUUUUUAUGAUCCCAAUUGGAUUUGUGCAAGUUCUUGCAAACAUUGAGGGAAUUGAGAAAGCUGCCCCCUUUCUGAAGCCUGUUAUUGAAAUAAAAUUUAUUAAAUCAUUUCUCCAAGGUUUUCUUCCUGGUAUUGUAUUGAAGCUUUUCCUGAUCUUCCUGCCAACAAUAUUGAUGAUUAUGUCUAAAUUCGAAGGAUUCACAUCUCUGUCAUCCCUUGAAAGGAGAUCAGCAGCACGAUAUUAUUUUUUCAACAUUGUGAAUGUGUUCCUGGGGAGCAUAAUUGCUGGAACUGCAUUUGAACAACUGAAAUCUUUUAUGAAGCAGUCUGCUAAUGACAUUCCCAAGACAAUUGGUGUUGCUAUUCCAAUGAAAGCAACUUUCUUCAUAACCUACAUAAUGGUUGAUGGAUGGGCUGGAAUAGCUGGAGAAGUUUUAAUGUUGAAACCACUAAUACUCUUCCAUCUGAAGAAUUUCUUCCUGGUGAAGACUGAAAAGGAUAGAGAAGAGGCAAUGGAUCCCGGAAGUCUUGGUUUCAACACUGGAGAACCGCGUAUACAAUUCUAUUUUCUGUUAGGCCUUGUAUAUGCGACAGUAACACCGGCUCUCCUCCCAUUCAUAAUAGUGUUCUUUGGCUUUGCUUAUGUUGUGUUCCGUCAUCAGAUCAUAAAUGUUUACAAUCAAGAAUAUGAGAGUGCAGCAGCAUACUGGCCUGAUGUACAUGGACGUGUAGUCACUGCACUGAUAAUCUCACAGGUGCUUAUGAUUGGACUGUUGAGCACGAAACGUGCUGCCCUGUCAACACCAUUUCUGAUCGCCCUUCCUAUACUCACGAUAUGGUUCCAUAGGUUCUGCAAAGGUCGCUAUGAACCUGCUUUUGUCAAAUAUCCGUUGCAGGAGGCGAUGAUGAGAGAUACCCUGGAACGUGCAAGGGAACCAAACCUGAAUUUGAAAGGAUAUCUUCAAAAUGCAUAUGCACAUCCAGUUUUCAAAGAAGCUGAUGAUGGGGAUGAAGAUGAAGACGAGAUAUUAAGUGAAAAGUUAGAAAGUGAGAGCGUGCUAGUCCCCACAAAACGUCAAUCGCGAAGAAAUACACCUGCGCCAAGCAGAAUAAGUGGUGCUUCCUCACCCUCACUGACUGAGGCUAUCAAGAAACAUCCAGAGCCUUAA
Molecule: messenger RNA, 2796 nt
Organism: Jatropha curcas
Lineage: Eukaryota; Viridiplantae; Streptophyta; Magnoliopsida; Malpighiales; Euphorbiaceae
Product: hyperosmolality-gated Ca2+ permeable channel 1.2
Cellular component (GO): plasma membrane
Molecular function (GO): calcium-activated cation channel activity
Source: RefSeq, a predicted model, not a curated record